AUGGGGAGUAGGGCAUCCUCAAGCACCUCAGGCAAGCUCCAAUUCGUUGGCAUCAACGAGUCAGGACCGGAAUUUGGUGAAGGCAAUAUUCCCGGUAAACUUGGAACCGACUACACAUGGCCCGAUCUCUCCACAAUCAGCACGUUCGUCGGCAAGGGCAUGAACACCUUCCGCGUGAACUUUUUGAUGGAGCGUCUGAUACCCAACCAGAUGACUGGCUCUCUGGAUGCCGCAUACCUCAGUAACCUGACUGAGACUGUCAACGGUAUUACCAAGCUCGGCGCCUAUGCCAUCAUCGUUCCUCACAAUUAUGGUCGCUAUAACGGCGAGAUCAUCACUUCUGCUGAAGACUUUGGCACUUUCUGGAAGACGGUUGCGAACGAGUUCAAGACCAACGACAAGGUCAUAUUUGAUACCAACAACGAGUUCCAUGACAUGUCUACUUCCCUCGUAGCCGAUCUUAAUCAAGCCGCUAUCGAUGCCAUUCGUUCCACUGGUGCUACCUCGCAAUAUGUUACCGUAGAGGGCAAUGCCUACACCGGUGCUUGGACAUGGACGACUAGCCAGGGUACUGAUGGAAAGACCAAUGGCGAGACAAUGGGUGUCCUGACAGAUAGUGUCGAUGGCAAGCUCAUCUACCAGAUGCACCAGUAUCUUGACUCUGAUGGCUCCGGUACCUCCUCGACCUGCGUCUCCCAAACCAUUGGUAGUGAGAGACUCAAGGCUGCAACGACUUGGCUCCGUGACAAUAAAAAGAUCGGAUUGGUCGGCGAGUUCGCUGGCGCUGUCAACUCCGAUUGUGAAGCUGCGGUCAAGGAUCUGCUCGCAUUCGUGGCUGAGAACUCUGAUGUUUGGGCAGGUGCCCUCUGGUGGGCUGCUGGUCCAUGGUGGGACGACUACAUGUUUUCGGUCGAGCCCAAGGAUGGUGUGGCGUAUAGCACAUAUGCUGAUCUCGUUGCUUCAUACGCGUAG
Molecule: messenger RNA, 972 nt
Organism: Aureobasidium subglaciale EXF-2481
Lineage: Eukaryota; Fungi; Ascomycota; Dothideomycetes; Dothideales; Saccotheciaceae
Product: glycoside hydrolase family 5 protein
Exons: 3
Coding region: 1-972 (323 amino acids)
Biological process (GO): glucan catabolic process
Molecular function (GO): hydrolase activity, hydrolyzing O-glycosyl compounds
Source: RefSeq, a predicted model, not a curated record